AUGUCUGGAACAGACGGCUCUCUAAUCACUCAUUUCGUCCAGAGGUUAUACGACGAUGUCUCUCGUAUCGAGGCUUUGAUAAAAGUUGUCCACAAUGCCGAGGCUGGCCAGAUCAACACAGACGAAGCGGCCUUCAUCCUCUCGAAGGUCCCGGCGAUUGUCAGUCCAGGUGCCUUGGUCACCAGCAAGCACAGUCUUCAUCAUUCACGGGUGUCCGUGGAUAGCACAAAUUCAGCUGGUCUACCCGACUUGAACGGUGCUGACGCUGUGGCCCCACCUUCGUAUCCGUCACUGGAGAAUGCCAUAAACAACGUGCCCCGUACAACCCAGCCUGCGGCACCAAAGAGACAGGCGAGGGCACUCUGGGAUUACAACUUAGAUAGCGAGGAACCAGAGGAUCUGUCAUUCAUAAAGGGCGCCAUAAUCGAGGUACUCACAGAGGAUAAUGAGGACUGGUGGACAGGCAAAUGCAAUGGACGUACAGGCAUUUUCCCAUCCAACUACGUCGAAUUAUUACAACAUCCACUGCCAACAUGGAGCACACUUCCACCCGCGACAGUCACAAAGGCUCGUCCGCCACGGGAGUCUGCGCCGAAAUACGUACCAUACAAGAUCGCUCACGUAACCAUGAGUAAUCCGUCGGAUAACACCGCCAACUUCUAA
Acaulospora colombiana is the source of this 663-nucleotide messenger RNA. The record is from the annotation of a GenBank genome assembly. NCBI's taxonomy places the organism in Eukaryota, Fungi, Glomeromycota, Glomeromycetes, Diversisporales, Acaulosporaceae.